AUGGUGGCCAUUGUGCUGCGGCGGGCUUGGAAACAGAUGUCCUGGUUCUACUAUCAGUGCCUGCUGAUCAAGGCCCUCUGCAUGCUGGAGCCUUGGGAGCACACUGCAUUCAAAUCUGUCUUGGUGUUCAUCACGGGAAUGGAACUGUACACUCGCUAUGUGUUCAUGUCGCAGCACAGCAUGGCAACCUUGCAUUAUUUUGAGAUUGUAUGGUGA
Molecule: messenger RNA, 216 nt
Organism: Ochotona princeps (American pika)
Lineage: Eukaryota; Metazoa; Chordata; Mammalia; Lagomorpha; Ochotonidae
Product: serine palmitoyltransferase small subunit A-like
Exons: 1
Coding region: 1-216 (71 amino acids)
Biological process (GO): ceramide biosynthetic process
Cellular component (GO): serine palmitoyltransferase complex
Molecular function (GO): serine C-palmitoyltransferase activity
Source: RefSeq, a predicted model, not a curated record